UCUCUCUCUUGUGCUAUAGCCUCAGACAAGGGCUGAGACGGCGGAGACGACGGCGAUUGAACUUUGCUGCUUUCAACUCUACAUUUUGAAGUUUCUUAAGCUUGCAACUCAUAAUGGGAUUGCUUUCGAGAAGUUAAUCACUGGGUUCUCUCUUUCUCCUCUCCCUGAGUUUUGUCUCGUUUCGGAGUAAAAUUCUCCGUCAUUACCGGUUUUGAUUGACUUGGAGACUAUGAAUCAUUUGGUUUGUGCUUGGACAUUUUGGGGUUUGCUAGUUAGGAGAAGCUGUGUUUUGUAGCAUUGUCAAGUCCCACUUCUAUCGAUCGUGGAUUCGAAUUUCGAUUUUAGUAUAUGAGAUUCGGGUUUCGAGUGAAGGUUUAGUACAUAGGGUUAUGUAAUUGAUCUUCUGUAGAGAAACUCCACGAUCUACUUCUCUGUUUGGGAUGAUUUGAGUCUGUGAGCUAGAAUCUCUUUAUCUAGGCUGAUCAUCAGAAAAUGCAGAUGGCACAGUUUCUUUCACUGGUUCGAGGUGAAUCAGCUGACUCUCCCCGUGAGAUUACUCCCCCCAGUAACCUCAUCGGAGACUCUGGUUCAAACGGGUGGCUUAUCCGCUUUUUUGACUCUUCCUUCUUCUGUGAGUGGAUUGCAGUCAGUUAUUUGUACAAGCACCAGCAUUCUGGUGUCAGGGAUUACUUAUGCAAUAGGAUGUAUACGCUUCCUUUAUCCGGUAUUGAGAGCUAUCUGUUCCAGAUCUGCUACCUGAUGGUGCACAAACCGAGUCCUUCUCUUGAUAAGUUUGUGAUAGAUAUCUGUGGAAAGUCACUUAAAAUAGCUCUGAAAGUGCAUUGGUUUUUGUUGGCUGAACUUGAGGAUUCCGAUGAUAAUGAAGGCAUCGGUAAGAUUCAAGAGAAGUGCCAAACUGCAGCUACUCUGAUGGGUCAGUGGUCUACUCUUAUGCGGCCACAGAACGAGCCUUCAACUCCUGGGAGCAAGAAUCCGGUCCUUAAUAAAUUUCUGUCUUCGAAACACAAGUUCUUCUCAUUGAAUUUAUCUCCUCCCACCCAGAAGUCUUUGUUAUUCUCACCUUCCUCAGGGAGCAACUUGCAGGAUGGUGGUAGUCAGUUAUCUGAGGACGACAAUAAGAUUUUUAAGAGGCUAAUCCCAAGUCCUAAAGUUAGAGAUGCUAUAUUAUUUAGGAAGUCAGCCGACAAAGGUGAUGAGGAAAGUGAAAAGGAAGGAUUCUUCAAGAGACUCAUGAGGGACAGCAGAGGUGAGGACGAUGAACAAGUGUCAAACUCAGAGGGGUUCUUUAAGCGACUUUUAAAGGAAAAUAAAUCAGAAGUGGAGGAGAUACCAAACAACACCGAGGGGUUCUUCAAGAGGAUUUUGAGUGGUAAAGGAGAUGAUGAGGAAUUGACAUCUAGUGCAGAUGGAUUCUUUAAGAGAUUGUUACGAGAUAAGAAAGGAGAUGAAGAGGAAUUGAGUGCAACCUCGGAAAGUUUCUUCAAGAAGUUAUUGCGCGAGAAUAAAAAUGAAGACGAGGAACCAAAUGCAAACUCAGAAGGGUUCUUCAAGAAACUAUUCCGCGAGAGCAAGAAUGAGGAUGAUAGAGUUUCUCACGCAGUGGAUGAUGAGGAAAAAGAUGGGUUUCUCAAAAAACUUUUCUUUGAAAAGUUUGAUGACAAAAAAAUUGAUAAUGAGAGGAAUGAGACAGAUGAAAUUGUGCAUACUGAUGAUAAAUCUGGUGAAGAUAAUGGAAGUGAGGGUUUUUUCAAAAAAUUCUUUAAGGAGAAGUUUGAAGACACACAAGACACUAGCAAAGCCGAUGAUGGGGAUGAAAACGAGGAUGAUGAAUCUUCAGAAUUCUCACUGUUCAAAAAUUUGUUCCGUAAACCUCCAGAAGACAUAAAAACUACUUCAGCAAAUGAAAAUAGCAGCAAUGACGGUAUAGUUGAAAGCAGUCCGGGGACAGAAAACUUUUUCCGCAAAUUGUUCAGAGAUCGUGACCGGUCUGUUGAAGAUUCUGAACUUUUCGGUUCAAAGAAAUAUCUGGAGAAGUGUCCAGGUUCACCUAAACAGCGAAAUGAUACUCCAUCUCAAAAGCCCCCACUGCCAAAUUAUACUGCAGCACAGUUCAGGAAAGGGGCUUACCACAAGUCUUUGGAGUUUGUACAUGCAUUAUGUGAAACGUCGUAUGAUUUAGUAGAUAUUUUUCCCACUGAAGAUCGGAAGACUGCUCUUCGUGAGUCCCUUGCAGAGAUCAAUUCCCAUUUGGCUGAAGCUGAAACUACUGGAGGAAUUUGUUUUCCAAUGGGGAGAGGGGUUUAUCGUGUCAUUAAUAUUCCUGAAGAAGAGUCUACUCUUUUGAAUUCUAGGGAAAAGGUGCCUUAUAUGAUAUGCGUGGAAGUUUUGAAAGCGGAAACACCUAGUGGUGCAAAAGACGCAUCUAAUUCCCUUAAGCUUUCUAAAGGAGGCAUUCCAUUGGCAAAUGGGGAUGCAUUCUUGCAAAAACCACCUCCAUGGGCUUAUCCAUUAUCGACUGCUCAGGAGGUUUACCGUAACAGUUCAGACCGAAUGUCACUUUCAACUGUUCAAGCAAUUGAUGAAGCAAUGACUCAUAAGUCUGAGGUAAAACUUGUGAGUGCAAAUCUCUCGGUGGAGAAGCAUAGUGGUGUGACUGGUGUUCUGAGGACUGGAUUGGACAGUGAUCUUGAGUGGGUUCGGGUGGUGCUUACGGCUGAUCCAGGUCUUAGAAUGGAAAGCAUUGCCGAUCCAGGUCCCCCACGUCGAAAGGAACAUCGUCGUGUUCCAAGUAUUGUUGCCUACGAGGAAGUAAGGGCUGCUGCAGCAAAGGGGGAGGCACCUCCUGGUCUUCCUCUCAAAGGGGCUGGUCAGGAUUCAUCAGAUGCACGGUCAAUGGCCAAUGGUGGAAUGCUGAAAGCAGGUGAUGCCUUAUCUGGUGAAUUUUGGGAGGGGAAGCGACUAAGAAUUCGUAACGAUUCAAUAUAUGGAAGCCUACCGGGUUGGGACUUGCGUUCUAUCAUUGUGAAGAGUGGUGAUGACUGUCGGCAGGAACAUCUUGCGGUGCAACUCAUAUCUCAUUUUUUUGAUAUAUUUCAGGAAGCAGGUCUCCCUCUCUGGCUACGUCCUUAUGAAGUCUUGGUUACAUCUUCAUACACAGCCCUUAUAGAAACAAUUCCAGAUACGGCUUCUAUUCAUUCUAUUAAAAGUAGAUACCCUAACAUCACAAGCUUGCGUGAUUUUUUUUAUGCCAAGUUUAAAGAGAACUCUCCUAGUUUUAAGCUUGCUCAGAGAAAUUUUGUUGAGAGCAUGGCUGGAUAUUCUUUGGUCUGUUACCUUCUGCAGAUAAAAGACCGUCAUAAUGGAAACCUUCUGAUGGAUGAAGAAGGUCACAUUAUACACAUUGAUUUUGGCUUUAUGCUUUCAAAUUCUCCUGGUGGCGUGAACUUCGAGAGUGCCCCAUUUAAGCUCACUAGGGAACUUCUUGAGGUCAUGGAUUCUGAUGCCGAGGGGGUUCCGAGUGAGUUCUUUGACUAUUUCAAGGUGCUAUGCAUCCAAGGAUUCCUAACAUGUCGAAAGCAUGCAGAACGGAUUAUUCUUCUCGUCGAAAUGUUGCAGGAUUCGGGUUUUCCUUGCUUCAAAGGUGGUCCACGCACCAUUCAGAAUCUAAGAAAAAGGUUCCAUCUAAGUUUAACCGAAGAGCAAUGCGUGUCUCUAGUGCUCUCUCUAAUCAGCAGCAGCUUAGAUGCUUGGCGAACCCGACAAUACGAUUACUACCAAAGAGUGUUGAAUGGAAUAUUGUGAUGUUUUGUACAAAAGUUUGAGAUAUGAUCAGUGAAUCAACCUGAUCAGAGACUAAAACAGGUAUACCACUAUGGACUAUGGUUGUGUUGUUCUCCAUGUUCCAUUGCAUGCGACGAACUCUUUUCACAAAUAUAGUAUCAGAGACAUUCGAGCUCCCGAGAGCUCUUGAGGAAAUUAAAAUUACGUACACGACAGAGAGAGAGAGAGAGAGACAUUGUAUGACCAAAAAACACUUUUGUACAUAAGAUGUAGUUUGUUGCAGAGUUUGAUUUUUACUAUCAUCCUAAUCUAUAAAAGAAUCAUGGCAAAGCCAACAAUUAAUUCAUCUUCUUAAUAAACCUUUUAGAUGAAACAAUUGUUUCUUUUUCCCUUUUUAAAUGUAUUUGUGUUUGUGAUCA
Molecule: messenger RNA, 4220 nt
Organism: Capsella rubella
Lineage: Eukaryota; Viridiplantae; Streptophyta; Magnoliopsida; Brassicales; Brassicaceae
Product: phosphatidylinositol 4-kinase beta 2
Exons: 16
Coding region: 493-3822 (1109 amino acids)
Biological process (GO): phosphatidylinositol-mediated signaling; phosphatidylinositol phosphate biosynthetic process
Cellular component (GO): membrane; cytoplasm
Molecular function (GO): 1-phosphatidylinositol 4-kinase activity
Source: RefSeq, a predicted model, not a curated record